GUGGGGGCGGAGUUUAAGCGCCCGGGGAGGCAUGGUCGACACGAUGGUCUCUCGCUGCUCGUCUCUGCAACUCUGUGUAUUAAUAUGGUGUUUGUGGAGCACGUGGGCCUCCAAGCUCAACGUGCCUCGGGUCCUCCUGCCCUACAACCAUGAGAUACCCUCCAACUUCACCCUCAAGGUGUUCGAGGGCGGGUGUUACAAGUGGUCAUGUUCAAGAAGUGAAGUGGUGUUGCUCUCAGAAGUUAUUGAAGAUGACUGUGCAAAUGAAGUACAGGUGUCUGCAAUCAGCCGGUCUCCGUCGAGACAAACAGCAAUCAUAUUGGCACAAGACACGGGAAGUGGGGGAGUUUUGCGUUGUGAUGUUCUCGUAGACACUAUUCACCGCUUGGAGAUAGUCACCACAACAAGGGAACUAUAUGUAGAAGAAGCUCCAGAGGAAUUUGAAGUUCGUGCUUAUGAUGACCAAGGCAAUGAAUUUACUACAUUGGAGGGCAUUGAAAUGAUAUGGGAUCUUCAGACCUUGGCUGAUCGUGGGUCUCUAGUGGCUGCACAGACAGUUCUCCGAUUCAUGACAUUUAAGGAGUCGCCAUAUGAGAUGCCACCCUCUAUUGCUCCUCUUGAAGAGAGUGGACGCAUGGGAUACAUGGUUCUCAUUGAAGGAAGACAGACGGGCUCAGCCAGGCUCUCAGUUAGGGUUGCUCAUCAUGCGUAUAAGCACCUUGCUCCUGCUUCAGUGGACCUCAUGGUUGUAGCCAAUCUUCUCCUUGACCCAGCAGAUGUAUAUGUCUUGCCCCACACUGCUGUAGAGUACACAGUGUUCCAGAUCAAACAAGGACACUUGUCAAUCAUUGAUUUACCAGGAUCACAGUUUUACUUGCAAACUGCAGAUACAAACAUUGCCGAACUCAACAAGGAUGGCAUCAGCAUCACAGCCAAAAGUCUAGGCACUACUCAGGUGAUUCUGAAAGACAACAAUGUGAUCGCCGAGCUGGUGAAGCAGCCUACGGCCACAGUACAUGUUGUGCAUCCAUCGUAUCUUAUCAUCUCUAUUGAGCCCCACAACAACCCAGCGCUUACUCUUGGAAAGAAUUAUGCUUUUAUUGUUAAUGUUUUUGACAAACAGGAUAACAAAAUCUAUCUGGCUGAAAAUAUUGUGAUUGAAACUACAGUGUCAUCCGAGUAUUUUACUUCAGAAUAUGUGUCAAAGAAUGGCUCGUAUGUAUAUGGUGUACCUAUCAAGACUGGAAAAACUAAAAUUCACGCUACUUUGUCAGCAGUGCAAGUGGGUAAGACUAUAUUGGAGAUCACUCCACCCUUGAAGACCAGUCAAGAUAUAAACAUAUUUGAUCCCAUUACAGUCAUACCUCCACGCACAGUUUUGCCCUGGGAUCCAAUCACAAAGCCACUCUAUGCUCUUAAUUUAACAGCUGUUGGUGGUUCAGGCAGUGUGAUGUGGAGGUCUAGCAACACAGACGUUGUUGGAGUGUCACAGAUGGGUGUGUGCAAGACGAAGGGCCAUGGCUCGGUCUCGGUUACUGCAUCCAUGGUAUUAAACCCUCAUAACAAAGAUGCCGCUGAGAUUCACAUUGUAGAGGCCAUAGGCUUAACUCUACUAGAAAGUGUUGUAGAGGUAGAAAUUGAGGAAAAGCUGCCGCUACAUGUUGCCUCUUUUACCCAGUGGGAUAACAUCCAGGUGCCCUUCACAGUGUGCCAUCAAUUGCCUCUGAAAGUAGAGCCCAUUGAGCUGACAUUCAUUGCUUUGCCAGAUGUGAGGACCCCUUCUGUUGAAGGUUCUUGUGCAGUUGUUGAAGUUGUAGGAAAGGCCCCCGGGUUUUCUUCAGUGAAGGUUUCUUACCGAAGUUCUAAAGGCGAACUUGUUGCAUCAACUAUGGUUGCAGCGUUCAGGCCUCUCCGUCCCCUGAACCCAUCGUCUGGAAGGACAGUGUUGGCUCCAGGGUCAUCAAGGAUAGUGCUGUUUGAAGGUGGACCUUUACCUUGGGUAAAUAAGCGCUCCUCUCACACUGCUCAAGUCAAGAUUGACAACCCAGAAAAAGUAAGAGUGAAACUUCUUGGUGAAGUUAAGAAGCAUUCCGAUAUACACGGUGUGGAGGUUUUGUGCCGCGGUCUUGGCGAGUUCACACUCACUCUUACUGUUGGCAAUGUUCCAUCCCCAACCCUCCCUCAUCCUCGAAGUGUUAGUUCUACUCUAGAAGUUGUGUGUGCUUUACCAGAUGCAAUUAGUUUGGCAGCCAUCAUCAAGAGACCUGUUGCUGCUCUGUCAUCUUGUCCAGCUGUAGCAGAGACUGGAGUGACUGUUGCUCACUGUUAUAAGCCCCUUCUGAUGGAGGUGAUUGUCACCGACUCUGAAAAUCGUAAAUUUGAUAACAUUUCAUCGCUGGUCUUCAAAUGGAGUGUUUCGAACGAGUCGUUGGCAGUUAUACCCGACGAGCCUUCCAGCCUCACUCAGGUCAUUACUGUUGAAAGCUUCAGUCUUCCUUUGAAAACUCAUCAGAUGCUGACUCCAACUGGUGAAGUUGGGGAAGUGGUAGUGGGUGUGAAACUCGCUGGUUUCAACAAGGUUGCAUCAAAAGAAGCCAGCCAACACACCCUGCCUCUCCUCUCAGCUUCUUUGCCACUCAAGCUUGUUCAAGAUGCUGUCCUGAGGCCAUCGUCUGCCAUUCUGUACCAACAUAAAGAUAACAAGUUGGAUUUAAUAGUGACUGGUGGUUCAGGAUUCUUUGAGCUUCAGACUAAAGAAAAUGAUGUGGCUUCCCUUGACUAUGUGGAUAAGGACAGGAUGGUCAAUGUUUACCCUGUGUCAGAUGGAGAGCUGAUAGUUGCUCUUGUAGAUGUAUGUUUACAAGCAGAGAGCCCUGCUACUUCACAUGUUAAGAUUGCCAGUAUUGCUUCUCUUGACUUGGUGAUGGUGGAUCGAGUGGAACUUGGUGGCGUGUUAAAGGCUGAAGUGUUGGCAAAAGACACAUCAGGCCACUCACUGCCUGCGCAUGACCUUAUGAAUCUUGUACCUCAUCCACAAGCAAAUAUCAUUACAGCAAGAUAUCAAGGAGCAAAUAAUAAAGGUAACGCCGUGUAUGAGGUUACCGGUCGACACGUAGGAGACACAACGCUGCGUGUGAGUGCCGGUAAUGGUGGCUUGGGUGAAGCUCUGAUAUACAGCCCAGCUAAACCUAUACAAGUGUUUCCACCACUAGUAUUGCAACCUCGGAAUAUUACUCUCAUCAUUGGUGCUGUUUACCAGGUGGAAACAAACGGUGGGCCGUACCCAGAUGCGAGUGUGGAAUAUUCGGUGACUAAUGAAACGAUUGCCAGCACAUCACAUGCUGGAGUAGUGACUGCGCUCUCUCUGGGCACAACAGUGUUGACUGCUCAAGCUGUCAGUGUUGGCAAAGAAACUGGUCAUAAGAUUGUUUAUUCACAAGAUACGGUGAUUGUCAACGUAAUUCCUUUUGAGAAAAUUCGUAUCUAUGCUCCACUGACGCAUCUAGAAACUGGCACAACGAUGCCAGUGUAUGCCCUUGGUAGUGAGGACCAUCAGAAUCCUCUAGCAUAUGCUACAGCUGGUCCUCCUUUGGUCUUUGAGUGGUCCAUUAACAACAAACAAAUUGCUUCAUUCAUUGGAGUGUAUGACAAGAAUGGACUUCAAGAAACUAAGGAAAAUAAUGGUAUUGUAAGACUGAAAGCGGAGCGACCAGGACGAAUCUCGGUGACACUUAAAGUAAAACCUGGCGUUCCUGCGAGCCACCCGGACUUCCAGAUUAUAAAUAAUGCUGUUCUCACAGACACGCUAGAAAUCAAGGUAUUUGAAUCAUUAAAAUUGAAGUAUCCUGGUGAUGGAUCAUCGCAGCUGCUGUUAUCUCCUCAUGCUGAGGCCAAGAUAACCACUAACAGAGAUGUUGUUCAGCAUGCUAUGUGGGGCGUUAAGGAGACACGUCAACAUAAUGAUGCUCCUCCAGCAGGGUGGCUAAGAGAUGGUGAUGGACAAGUGUCGUAUAGGAUAGAUAAAUGUAAUGGAAGUGAAGGGAAGACCCCUGAGGUGAUUACUGUAGGCCAUGAUGGCAUUGUUAAAUCAGGAAGCAAUACCGGCCAGGCAACAGUUAUAGUGACCAUUGAGGAGAACUAUGGAGUUUCACAGAGUUUAUCAGUCUUGGUGGAGGUUAAGAAGGUUAGUUACAUGCAAGCUGAAGUAGAACGCUUCAUGAGUGUAACCUCAGGAGAAUUAGUCAAAGAUCUUCCCGUUGGGGCAAAAAUGCAACUUUAUCUUUCAUACCACGAUAACCGAGGACGAGUUUUUCAUGCAACAAAUUCAAAGUCAGCUUUUAGAUCAUCAAGAUUUGAUCUUGUUGGUGUCAGUCAUGGAAAAAGCAAUGACUCGCUACUGGUAGAUGUACGAGGCUCCGGACAUACCGUGCUGCACAUGUGGGAUGAAAACAAUGACCUCAUUCGUGACUACCUACACAUCAUUGCUGGUCCUGUGAUAGCUCCUGACAGGGCCGUUUUACCUCUUGGCAGCCAUGUUUGUAUGUCUUCACAUAUUAGAGGAGUGGACGGAUCACCAGGAACAUGGUCAGCAAGUGGGGAUAUUCUCACACCAGAUCCUGUUUCCGGAGUAGCGUCAAGUCACCAGAUUGGCCGCACCUCUGUGUCGUAUGAAGUAAACUCGGCACUGACGAUGACAACCGAAGUCAACGUUUUACCAAUUAACCAAAUCACUGUUGUUAGUCCUCCAGUGGCUUUAGUGAAUGGACACCAAGGUGACUUUGAAAUGGCAAUGGUUAUGUUGGAAGCAGAGGGAAGUACAUCUUCUGGCUGCCUCCCAGUCGAUCCUCCAGCAAGUUCUCCUCCAUUUACUUGUGUUGUAGCUUUCUUCCCACCCCAUCCUGAGGUUGAUACGAAGAAUGUCUUGGAUGCAACAGCUGUUUAUGUACCAGAGAAAGGUUAUGCUUGCAAGAUCAGCUCACUUGUUGGCCCGUCAUCCAAUUUAGCAACACUGGACUCGACAGUAAUUAUUGAAGCCGUUGUAGUUGGCAGAGGUCAGCAAGGAGAGGUGCGGUCUGGAGAAAUAGCAGUUCCUUUCUACCCCUCACCCGUCAGUGACAUUUCUGAAGUAAAACUCACGAAUGAAAAGUCGUCUUCAACUGUCCUCUUAGAAGGAACAGCAGAGGUCCUUGAUAAGCUGCAGGUGCUUGCAUGUGGUGUUAAUGGUAUGGAGGUGUCCUUGGGGUAUGUGAAAGACAACACGAGACCCUUGAUCAUCUCCUCCAAAAACUCUCUGUGGACUUCAGAAUUACCAGCGUCACCAUUCGUGGUGUCUGUGAAUUCACCUCUCACUAAGAAUACCAUUGAUGUCACAGUAGAGUUGGAGCAAGUGGGAGAUGGAACGUGUGCUGUGCCAAGAGUAGACCUGGGAAUCGUCAGUCUUAUUGUGGCUGUAAUCACUAACUAUGACAGGUUUCUUGUUAGCGCUGGCUGCCUGAUCCUUACAGUAGCGUGCAUCCUAAUCGGCUAUCAUGCUCUCUUUGGCCCUGGGUACAAGCAGACGCAACAGAAGGGUGUGUUUGCCAAUUCACCUGCACCUCCCCCCUCUAUGUCGUCAUUCUCCCCAGUAGUUUCAAGUUCACCUGGAAGUGGGGGCAGUGAACCUGUCAACAAGCGUCUUAACUACUCGUCUCCAUCGCCGCAGAGAAUUAAUCUGUGGAGUGUCAACUCGGAUCCAAUUUAUGGUGCGCCUCCAUAUAGAAGAGGAGCCUAUGAAGGCUCUCCCACUUAUGGUGGUUCACCUAAGUGAGUCUGGUGUUAACAGUGAUAAUACAUCUUUGUUCCCAACAAGUGGGAUUGAAUACUGUCAGUUUCAUUGUGUUGUCCCUGUGUUCUAGCCUCUAGGCUGUUUUAAGCCUUAUAUUGUUGAAAUUGACUUUAUGAAGCAUGUUCGUACAGUUUCUGAUGCUCAAAAAUCGUGAAAUAUAAGAUGCGAGUUUAAACUUGUGGAAAAAUAGGGGUUGACGAGUCAUUUUUGACUUGUGAACCUAACUUAAUUUAUUAGCCCCAACCAUGAGACUAUUUUGACAUAGGGAGCAUGUAGAGCAAAUGGUGCACUUUUGGCUGGUGUAUGCACACCUGGAUAUUUAAUGUAACGUACCUGAUACUCAACCAGGUAAGGAAUUUACACUAUGGCUAGCGCUCCUUGCGUACGAGUGACAUCCCACAUGAAGUGGGAGGACAUCACAUUGCCUCAAGGUGUUUUACAUAAAAAGUGCUCCGAUUCCUCUUUCCACACAUGUAAAUAGUGAAAAAAGUAUUCAGUAAAAAAAAAAAAAAAGAUUGUACUAAAGAAAUACCUGUAUAGAUAAUAUAAAUUUUCAUUUUGAUUUACUCUACUGUACAUAAUAUUGAUACUCAACUCCAUACAUCACUUGAAAAAGGAAUUCAUUUCGAAACGUGUUGAAUCCGGCACGUUGUAAGUGCACGGUAAGCUUAGGCUGUAUGCUAGUGUGACAGCUUGAUACCAUGCUUGGUUACUCAAGUAUAUUUUUAAUUUAGCAGUUGUAAAAGGUUAUGUAUAAGCAUUUAAAAAACAUCCUUUUUAAAUCCAAGACCACAAUAAUCAUAUUUCAUGAACAUAAACCAUGGAAGACAAUUAGGACAUUUCUUAGGCGCUUUCAUUUAUUACAUAUUUAGAUGCUAUGUACACACACACACACACACACACACAAUGCAUGCAGACGAUGAGUCACAAUAACGUGCCUGAAGAUAUGAUGACCAAACCACACAUCAGAAGAUGAAGAAAUGACAACAUUUCGGUCCAUCCUGAAUCAUCGUCAACACACUACUUGAUAAUGGUCCACGACGGACCAAAACAUUGUCAUUUCUUCAUAUUGUGUUGUGUUGCUUGGUCAUCAUACAUCGUGCAUGUUGUACUGAUGUCAUUGUUUUGUUGCAAUAUUUGUUAAACUCGUUAAACUGGAAUUUAAAAGCUUCCAGUUAUUGUCUAUUUAGAAUGUAACAAACACAGGAAUUAAAUCUGGUAUUUCUGGCCCAGCUGAGUAAGCAAGCACGAGAUGCUUAUUGGAACUUGUAGCAGUAUGAGGCAAAUUACAAUUCUCAGGUACUUGAGGAAUUUAUGUACUAUUUGAUUCCUCACUGUCUUAUGCUAACAUUUCCAUAUUCAGUUAAGUCUUUGUACUUAAUACGUGUAAUGAAGAAAAUGAUAGUGCUGAGCAGGGUUGUCACUAUUCAGCCACACAUCGCAAGCAAUAUAACAGCAUUGCUUUCACAUUGAACAUUAAAAGUUUGGGUUGACCAGUAUCAUAUCUAGGCAUGGCAAGUGUGUUUGUAGUAGAGGUUGUAAUAGCUUGCAGAACCUAUGUUGAAAUGCAUAUAUACACACACACACCCCAUAAAGAAUCAGUUGUAUAAUUUUGUCAGCACUACAAGGAAUACAAUAACAAAAAGAAGAAUGAUAAAGCAAGUAGAGGUAGCAAUAUGUUGUAUAUCUUAUGGUAAUUGAGUAAACAGGUGCAAGUGAGUUUCCAGGGUAAUGAUCUCGGGUCAUAAAUGUCUCAACAUAAGCAUGAUUUUAGAACCUCUAAUAUAAACAAUGCACUUAAACAGCAGGCACACUACUGCUUGUAUUGCCAAGCUUGAAUCAAAAUAAUGAUUUCUUUGUAUUAACCAAAACACUUGUUCAGUUGUUGGUGAUAAUCCUCUAUAGCAGGCAUUGUUCAGCAGUGUAUUGUAGGCACAUCAGCAAAAUAUUAAAUAAAUGAAGGUACCUUUUCUGCAUUUUAUACUGUUUCAAUUUUGAUAAAACAUCUACCUGAAUAUUAUUACUCUUCACUGCCAGAAUAGCACUUACUUCAUGGAAGAGGUUCUCCCAAUAUGGAAAAUGUGUUUUACGCUUACUUAGAUUCUCAAGCUUCCUGGAAGCUACUGCUCAUGAUGGGUGAAGACCAAGAGAUGCGUUGUGGAUAAUUUAUCAUUUUAGACUCGUUUCUAAAUAGAUUUCCAAUAAAGUUAAUUGAAAUAGAAAACAAAGAUAAGAGAUUAGUACAUAUUGAGGAAUAUGUCUAAUAAAUUGGUGUGACAGACCUAGCUUGCCAGACCCCUAGCUGUAACAGCUGGAGUUCCUAAUAGCUCUCAACAGUUAUAAAUACCUUUACAAAAUUAAGGCAAAUUUAAUUAACCUUAAAAUUCUGAUAAAAAUACUUUUAUGAAAUAUUUAGAUUGCUUCAAUGUGUUCAAAUUUAUUAUCACCGUACUGUAUUCAGUAUAGAUACAUAAAUGUUCACUUUUUAUGUAAAAAGUUACAAUUUCUGUAUGCUGCUUUAACUGCUUAUUUUUUAAUGCUUUUUAUGUGGUGGGCAAUGGAAGAGGAUAAACCCUUAAACACAAAUUCCUAUUUUUGGUCUUAUAUGUUUAUACAGUAAUAAAGAAUUUUUUAUA
Messenger RNA from Procambarus clarkii (red swamp crayfish), 8460 nucleotides. The record is from RefSeq and is a predicted model, not a curated record. Lineage: Eukaryota; Metazoa; Arthropoda; Malacostraca; Decapoda; Cambaridae.